Molecule: messenger RNA, 1983 nt
Organism: Spinacia oleracea (spinach)
Lineage: Eukaryota; Viridiplantae; Streptophyta; Magnoliopsida; Caryophyllales; Amaranthaceae
Exons: 5
Coding region: 1-1983 (660 amino acids)
Source: RefSeq, a predicted model, not a curated record
AUGGCCGUCUCGGCCGCUCGUCGUCUUGGUCUUGAUCCUCCCGAGUUUUUUAGUGAGGGGGAGGAUGAGGACGCAGAGGAAGAGGAGGUGAACUCUCCUGAAGAUCAAGAUAUCCAAGACGGAAGCUCGAUGGCCCCUCAUCCGAACAUGCUUUCUUGCCCAAUUGUGGACGGUUACCCCAGUGUUUUAGAGUAUUCUCUAGAAGUGGAUGCUGUGUUUUGUCUUCUGUGUUUUCUCUUUAAUAAGCCUAAUGGUCAUCCAGGACAAAGGGCCUUCACAGUAGAUGGAUUUCGUAAUUGGAAGAAAGUUAGAAAUGGGAUGAGAUGCCCUUUACUAAAUCAUGUGGGUAAAGACCCAAAUUCAUCUCAUAAAUUAUGCGAGCAAGCUUGUGAAGAUUUAUUGAACCAAGCUCAACAUAUGCCACAUGUAAUUAUGAGACAAACAUUGCAGCAAAUAGCAGAUAAUCGAUUGCGACUAAAAGCUUCUAUUGAUGCAGUCUUAUAUUUGGUAUUUCAGGGAUGCGCCAUGAGAGGCCAUGAUGAAAAAAGAGGCUCUGUAAAUCGUGGUGACUUUCUAGAGCUUGUAACUCUCUUGUCUUCCUAUGAUAAAAAUGUUGCCAAAGUUGUCUUAGACAAUGCCCCAAAAAAUUCUUCUUAUAUCUCCUCAGACUCACAAAAAGAGAUUUUACAAGUUGUAUCUGAGAAGGUAAAGUGGGAAAUACGUGAAGAAAUAAACAAUGCAAACUAUUGCAUCAUUGUUGAUGAAGCUAGUGACAUGUCAAGAAAGGAGCAAAUGGCCAUUGUUCUAAGAUAUGUUGACAAUGAUGGCUUUGUAAGAGAGCGUUUUUUCAGCCUCGUUCAUGUUUCUGACACCUUGUCUAUGACUCUAAAAAAUGAAAUAUGUUCGGUUCUCUCUCACUAUGAUUUUGACAUUCGAAAUAUAAGAGGACAGGGUUAUGACGGAGCAAGUAACAUGAGAGGGGAAUGGAAUGGGUUGCAAGCUCUUAUUUCUAGAGAAUGUCCUUAUUCUUACUACAUUCAUGGUUUUGCCCAUCGGUUGCAAUUGGCAUUAGUUGCUGCAUCUAAAGAAGUAAUCCCUGUUUAUCAAUUCUUUUCUAAAUUGGCUUCCAUUGUCACUUUUGUUUUGGGUUCUUGCAAGCAUAGUGAUGAACUGAGAGCCACUUUUGCCACUGAAAUUGCUUCUUUGAUUGAAAGUAAUGAGCUUCAAACUGGGACGGGCCUCAAUCAAAUGAUGAAUUUGCAGCGACCUGGAGACAUACGUUGGAGUUCCCAUUUGAAAUCUAUUUCGAGCUUGAUAAAGAUGUUCAGGGCAACAUGUAAUGUUCUUGGAAAAAUUGUGGAUGAGGGAAAUACUCCUUCUCAACGAGGGGAAGCAUUUUCAUCUCUCGAGGCUAUGAAUUCCUUUGAAUUUGUUUUUGUCUUACAUCUCAUGAAAGAAAUUAUGGAGAUUACAGAUUCUCUUUGCCAAGCUUUGCAACGCAAGUCUCAAGAUAUAUUAAAUGCAAUGCACCUUGUCUCAAGCACAAAGGAUCUUCUCCAAAAUUUAAGAGAUAACGGAUGGGAAACACUUCUUGCAAAGGUGAAAUCAUUCUGUGAAGUUCAAUCUGUUGAUGUCCCUGAUAUGAGUACUUGUUAUGUUGAGAGACGAGGUCGUGCUCGACGUCAAAGAUAUAUUGUUUCAGUUGAACAUCAUUAUCGAGUUGAUAUUUUCAAUGCUGCUAUUGAUUUCCAAUUACAGGAACUGAACAACAGAUUUAGUGAGAAAGCAGUGGAGUUACUCAUGCUUAGUUGUGCUUUGGAUCCUAGAGAAUGGUUCUAUCCUCAAGAUUUUACAGAUUUUGAGAAAGAAGAAUUGAGAGUUCAAUUACUUCAUUUUGAGGCAGAGAUCACUAAAAAUGGUGAUGCGCAAAAACUAUCUGGUAUUUCUGAAUUAUGCCGAUGGUUGGUGGAGACCAGAAAAUAA